Aptenodytes forsteri (emperor penguin) is the source of this 2095-nucleotide messenger RNA. RefSeq names its product mitochondrial fission regulator 2 (gene MTFR2). Gene Ontology annotation, biological process: mitochondrial fission; aerobic respiration. Gene Ontology annotation, cellular component: mitochondrion. The record is from RefSeq and is a predicted model, not a curated record. The transcript is spliced from 8 exons. Lineage: Eukaryota; Metazoa; Chordata; Aves; Sphenisciformes; Spheniscidae. Bases 1 to 1371 code for a protein of 456 amino acids.
AUGAGUAGAGUAAGUUGCAUUGUUCCGGCAUAUGAAAUCGCCUCCGUGCAGUAUCCUCCCCCUUCCCACACAGCACGCCCCGACGUCACUUGCUGGAAGCCACCGAACAGUCAGCCUUUGCCACGGAAGAGGUGUGCUGGCUCGGAUCACCGGCAGGCAGCGACCCCGGCCCGCCAGCCCAUACCCCGCGGAAGCGGUGCUGCCCCUGCCAUAUUUUUGGAAACUCGCAUAUUUGGCAGCAGUAUCAGUCGUACAAUCAGAACAUGCCUUCCUUCAGCAAUCUCAUCAAGAAGGCAUUUCCAGCAGUUAUAUACAGUCAUAAGGAAGUAUCGGGUCAAGGUCAUAUCUGUUUGCCAAAAAAAGGAAUAUGGAUCUACUCGAAGUGUUGUCCGUAGACUUGGGACAAUUCUUUCCUUAGAACCCUACCCAAGACCUUAUUUUCAACUUGUUCAAGACCCAAGUCCUUUCGGUUAUGAUGAACAAAGCACAGCUCCAGCUCCUGUAGCUCCAUCACUUGCUGAUGUCCUGUGGGUGGCAAAUGAUGAGGGACAAGCAUUUACUAGACUUAGGACUGAAUUACGGAGAAAAGAAAAAAGUACGGCUUGUCGUGACGUGACUUCAUCUAUAGAUUCAAUACAAAGUGUUCAAAAAAACAGUACAAAAAAAGACAAUCUUGUUGAUCAGGCAGCAUUCCAGAAAAUUUCUGCACUUGAAGAUGAGCUAACCUUUCUUCGUGCUCAGAUUGCUGCGAUUGUUUCAGCGCAGACAUUGGGAACCAUUCCGCCACAAGCCUUUAAAACAUUCAGCACUCCAGAUGGAUUUUACCCAGUGCCAGCCAUGACUUCUACGCCAUUGCCCGUCUCUCAGAAUCACUUUGUAAUUCCCUCGCCUCCUCCACUUCCUUCUGGUGUACCAUCUGGUGCUGAUGCUAGUAAUUCGGCAAUUGAACUUAUAAAACAACGUCGUGCUGCAAGAAACAGUGGUUCAGCUACAGCUGAUAGUGCUGAUCACCAGAGGACAAAGAACAUUCCUAGUAUGAUGGAUGUUUUGAAAGACCUAAACAAAGUUCAGUUGCGAGCUAUUGAGAGGUCACCUGGAGGUACUCCUCUUUCUAGACCCAAAAAGAGGCAAAGUUCAGAUUGGGAUCCAGUUGCUCUACUAACUCAUGCACUAAAGCAGAAAUUUGCACAUAAAAAUGAUGAAGAUGAUUCCCUGGACAAAGAAAAUCGAUCUUUUGAUAGCUCCCCGUUUUCUAGUCCAGAGAUCCCACUGGUUGGACGUUGCAGUCUGAAGCCAAAUGCAAAAUCUAGCCUUAUAAGAAGUGAUGAAGUUAAACAGGUAUCGACAUGGAAAGCGAGAGCACAUAUUUAACUGAUGGAGACUUCUGAGGAAACUUCAUAGUGUGUAUAAGUGGCGGCUCCACUUUGAAACUGCUCUAAGGUGCUGUAAUGUUUUCUAGAACAUGUCUCUCCUGUGCUGUUGAAGUUUGGGUUGUAGGGUUUGUAAAAUUGCCUCUUCCUUCUCCUUGGUUUCCCAGCAGCCAAACUUGUGAAUGCAAUGCACCAACCAUAAAAAGGUUUUUAUUGCUAUGGAGCAGUGUGUUUGAAACUGGGAAAUGCAGGAAAUAAGUGUGUGUGAAAGAAAAAUAAUUAUUGGUGUGGCAGCUGAGGUGUGCACUCUGUUUGCACUUCAGUGUAAAUAAUGAGGAAGUGUAAACUUUUUGUUAGUGUGUUCUAUAUAACUGACUAUAUAAUUAAUGGUAGCUAAUACUGUUUCAUUAGAAUGGUAUAGUUGCCUCAGUUUUCUUUGCAGCUUGCUUACGCAACUCCAUAUUCCAUGUGCAAACAGUAUUCUAACUUAUUUUGGGUCAGUAGAUAAUCUUAUGUUUGUGAAAAUUUGUCGUGCUGUAAGUAAACUGCAGGUUUUCUGUAAAAUGCCUAUAAUAUGGGGGAGUUGUGUUCUGAGAUAAAAAAGACCUUGUAGAGAGAUCUGCUAGCACACAGUCUAAAUUCCCUAUGUAAAUAAACAUUAACUCCCUCCUUGGCUUCUCCAUAUGAAGUCUGUUUUGUUCACAAGAGUUUAUAAAAUAAAACUU